Molecule: messenger RNA, 174 nt
Organism: Cinara cedri
Lineage: Eukaryota; Metazoa; Arthropoda; Insecta; Hemiptera; Aphididae
Source: the annotation of a GenBank genome assembly
AUGAUACACACGGAUAAUGAUAUAGUUACAAAAACUCAAAGGAAUUGCAAGUGGCGAAAGGGAGACACGUGGCGAUCUGCACCAAACCAACUGGACGAUUGGACUGUACCGCAGACGAGUAGAAUAAGAAGCUACAGCACGCAGAGAUCUGAACGGCUACGUUUAGGUGUAUAG